Messenger RNA from Molossus molossus (Pallas's mastiff bat), 6336 nucleotides. It is a transcript of the gene CUNH6orf89, whose product is annotated as chromosome unknown C6orf89 homolog. The coding region runs from base 410 to 1456 and encodes 348 amino acids. Lineage: Eukaryota; Metazoa; Chordata; Mammalia; Chiroptera; Molossidae. The transcript is spliced from 10 exons. The record is from RefSeq and is a predicted model, not a curated record. Gene Ontology annotation, cellular component: Golgi membrane; nucleolus.
AAGCAGGAAGUUAUCGGCUUCUUUUUCUCGCCCGGCGGCUGCUGUCCCCGAGGCGGGAGGAGCCCAGGGGGCGCGGGCCCCGCAUGAAUCAUUGGUAGUUGAUCACUUUCCAGGUCUCAGCCACUCAGUUGUGAUAAUCAGGGGACACGGUGUUGUGGCUUCGGAACUGCCAGCUCAGAAUAGGAAAAUACUUGCUCUCUCUCUAGGUGAUCCUAAUGUGCAGGCAUGCUUCAGCACUAGUGAGCUAAAAGGCUUCUAGUCCCAAAGAGGACCAAACAGGAGUCAUUAGGAGGCACUGCUGGAAGAGAGUGCUGAGGUGUGCUGGCUUGUGGCAUUUCAGGCCUCCUUGUCCCUGCUGGACCUGCAUGACUGUUGUCCUCUGCUCUACAGGGAUUUUGCAUUGGAAGACAUGGAUCUUGCUGCCAAUGAGAUCAGCAUUUAUGACAAACUUUCAGAGACUGUUGAUUUGGUGAGAAAGACAGGCCAUCAAUGUGGCAUGUCAGAGAAGGCAAUUGAAAAGUUUGUCAGACAGCUGCUGGAAAAGAAUGAACCUCAGAGGGGCCCACCCCAGUAUCCUCUCCUUAUAGCUGUGUAUAAGAUCCUCGCAACCCUGGGAUUAAUCUUGCUCACUGCCUACUUUGUGAUUCAACCUUUCAGCCCAUUACAGCCUGAACCAGUACUUUCUGGAGCUCACACCUGGCGCUCACUCAUCCAUCACAUCCGGCUGAUGUCCUUACCCAUUACCAAGAAGUAUAUGCCAGAAAAUAAGGGAGGUCCUCUGCAUGGGGGUGAUGAAGACAGAUCAUUUCCAGAUUUUGACCCCUGGUGGACAAAUGACCGUGAGCAGAAUGAGUCGGACCCCAUCCCUGCCAACUGCACAGGUUGUGCCCAGAAAUUACCCCUCAAGGUAGUGCUCCUGGAAGAGGCCCCAAAGGAAUUUGAGAGACUCCAUCCUCUGGUGAUCAAGACGGAGCAGCCCCUGCUGUCUGAGGAGCUUCAGCAUUUUUUGUGCCAGUACCCGGAGGCCACAGAAGGCUUCACGGAAGGGUUUUUCGCCAAGUGGUGGCGCUGCUUUCCUCACCGGUGGUUCCCGUUUCCUUAUCCUUGGAGAAGACCUCUGAACAGAUCUCACGUUUUACGUGAGCUUUUUCCUGUUUUCACCUACCUCCCAUUUCCAAAAGAUGCAUCCUUGAAAAAGUGCUUCCUUCUUCAACCAGAACCUAUUGUGGGGAGUAAGAUGCACAGGAUGCACGACCUGUUCACCGUUGGCAGCGGUGAGGCCAUGCUGCAGCUCAUCCCGCCCUUCCAGUGCCGGCGACACUGCCACUCCGUGGCGAUGCCCCUGGAGCCGGGCGAUAUUGGCUAUGCUGCUGCCGCCCACUGGAAGGUCUACAUUAUAGCCAGAGGUGUCCAGCCUCUGAUCACCUGCGAUGCAACCACCCUGUCAGAACAAUAGGAAACAACUGUGUAGAGGAACAGCUUGGGGAGCUGAAGACCAGACUGAAAGACGGAAAUAAUUAAAAAAAAAAAAAAUGAAACCACUUUCCAGGGGUCGUUACUUGGUUCCCCGCCCCGUGCAUGCGAAUGUGAGCCAGCUUUGAGCCAGGCUGAGGGCCGGAGCCCGGCCCUUCGGCUGCUCAGCCAGGACUUGGCCAGUACCUGUCUGUGAGAGACUGAGCGCCUCCAGGUCUUCUGGCCCCGCAGGCUUGAGGAUGUGCUUCAGGCAAGGAACAGAGUGGUGCCUUCCCUCACGUGCACGGCCUGGCCCCCUCUGCUGCCCCUGGCCACGGAGAAGGCAGCCAGCGUCUGACCGGCACCAUCCUUCGGCAGGUGGGCCUGCGUGUCCCGUCUUCCUGGCCACACCACCCUGUGCUUUUCCAGGAAAGCCAUGGCUGAUUGAAGAAGGCCUUUCUGUUUACCAAGCAGAAUGGAAUCUAGAACCACUGAAAAAAGAUCAAAUAACCUCAAAUUGCACUCAAGAACUGAACUUCUUUCCCAGCAUCUGUGGCUCGUGGAGUAUCAGUGAUGCCAGGCUGGAGCCUGCUUGUAAUUGAAAUGGUUACUCCUAAGUAAUACUUUUCUCCACUUUGUCUUUUGUUCUCCCCACCGCCCCCGCUCCUUCCCUUCUCCUGGGCUGUCUGGCUGGUUCUCAGCACUUCGGCUCCUGGCCCCUCCCUUGGCUGGGCCAGGGCCCCGUCCUGCCGAGGCAGCAGUUUCUGUCAGCUGAGUUGCUUUGACCAAGUGUCUUCAGGAGGAAUGAGCUAGAUGCUGGCUGGGGAGAGGGCACCUCCCCGGGUUUGAUCUUUAGGGUCUGACUUUCUGCAGGGAAGAUGUUUUACAGAUGUGUGGAGCUGAUGUUGUAAUGUAGUUGGGGAAGGAACUCCAGACCCCAAGCGUCUGCCAGCUGGGUGUGCAACUGUGUGAUCCUCUGUCUUAAGAUGAUCUCUCUUUUUGUAUGGAAACAAGGUGAGGUGUUUCUUUUUUGUAACAGUGCAAAGCUGUAUCCUUUUGAUUGGGUAACUCACUAUGUUCAUUGUUUCCCUUAAAUGCUUUUAGUGUGUAUUAAUCAAAUGGUGUAAAUUAGGAUGCUCUUUUUUUGUUUCCUUUCUCCCCUCUAUGAUACUGCUGGGUAUCUGGCCUCUGGUCAUGCUGACACACGAUGAAGCACACCGUGGCCGCUGCUUCCAAGGGCAGGAAGCGAACGGACGCAGGAGGUGCCUGUGUCAGGGCUGCGGGUGGGCGGGCAGUGGUGAAGGGAGCGAGUGUGACUGCCUGUGCGUCCUCUUCACCUGAGCGCUGCCCCCACCUGUCCCCAGGCCCUCUGUCUGAGCAUCUCAGCAGCAGCAGUGGGGUCCCUGGGUGCUCAAGCCGCCUGUUUGUGGGCUGGUCAAGGGCAAGCAGGGUCACAGAGCUCAGGGUGGAAACACUCGGAGCCUCCUCCGCGAGUGUGGACGCACCAAGGAUGAACCAUACCUGAGGGACUUUUUCGGUGAUGGAAUCAGCGCCUUGUGUUGAUUGACACAGGAAAGACAGAACUUCUGUACAUAUAAGUCAUGCUUGCUAAGCAGUUAUGCUUUAGGAUGUUUUAGAUCAGAGGGAUCAUGUAGCGGCCAGCUUUGUGCAGGCUUUUCAAGCCCUCGCAGGUCCUUCUCCCUGCCCACGUGGGAGGGAAGAAGGAUGCGUUUUCCUCACGGAGGCCCUUUGGGUGAAGAAGAGAGGCUUCCUUAAGAGCAAAGCAACUGUUUUUAAUGAGUGAGAUUUCUGUUUCCUUUUAUGAAUUACCCUGUGUCCCUUCCCCAUUUUACUCCUGCUCUUCUCACCUUUAAUGUUCAAAAAAUACCACUUCAGUUCAAAACCGAAAACUAAGCACCUUGCUCGUGCUGGUGUUCCGGGGCAUGCCCUGGGGAGUCCUCGCAGCCCCAGCUGUCCACGGUUCACCCAGAGUGGUGUGGCUGCUCGGAGAGCCUUGUGCAUGCGCUCCUUCGACCCAAGUCUGCCCAGUUCAGAACCGAGUGUAGAUUUAUGUUAGAGGAGAAAUUCUCCAGAAAGGGUUUUCUGUGCUAAUUACUGAGUGCAGUACAUAGAAAUAAUUUGCCUUCUUCUGAAGGUGACUAGUAACCUGAUUUUACCCCUCACCAGCCCUGCAGGAGUGGCCUGGGCGCAGGCCUGCCUCUUUCUGGUUCUCCGAGACUUGUGCUCCCCUCACUCUCAGCUCCUCCGAGGAAGCAGCGCAGGCCUCUGUGUGACCCGGGCCGGGAAAGGGUCACCUAGUGAGGAAGCAGUGUUGGGGGAUGAUGGGCCCCCUAACCAACCCCCACCUCCACCACCACAGUAAGGACGAAACCACAGGCCGCUAAGAAGAGGGACUUGCCCAUGCGCUUGUUGGGUGUUUACAAAGAGGUGACGUGACCUCCACACACGAGUUAGGUUCACUUCCUUAUAGGUUCCCAGAGCACAGACGUGUGUCCCCAGAAAUCCGCGCUCGGGGCAGAAAGGCUCCUCUGGCACCAGCACGAAGUGUUUGUGUCCAAGUGGCCUGAGGUCUCGGGUUGGUUAUUAGACAGGACACCUCUUCUGGCUUAUCUUUUCCCCACCUCCAUUUCUCUCAGGGAAGGGACAGAGUAAUAUAAUAGUGGUUUAUGAAAACUACCUAUUUGGCAACAUAUAAAUAAUCUAUGAAACAGGCAGACUUGGGCUCAUUUUUUUCAGAGAAAGGAACAGUGCCCAUGGUCUCUCCAUCUUCACUGAGUCCUGUGAGGUAGACAUUAGAUCCUCAUUGUACAAGGAAAGCAGCCAGGGCGUAGGACGUGUGUGCCGGUGGCCAGCAGUGGGCUCUGUGGCAGUGUUUCCUGCCUCAGCACGGUGCCCAGCACGGAGGGGCACCCUGGACUUGGUGAGUCCCACGGGUAGGAGAACCCAGGACAGGGUCAGCAAGCCAGGAACUCUUCAGGGUUUGUGUUUUAAAACUGUUUUGGACAGAAAUGGAGGAGAGAAUCUAACCAGAUGACUUUUAUAAAAAGGCUUUCACUUUUUCCUCCCCAUUUGAAAACUCUGAGUGUGUCUGGAACACGGCUGUCCAGCCAUUUUCCCGGCACUCCACGUUUCCAGAUGUGUGGCCAGAAGAGGGACUCUGCCCAGUUCCAGUUGUGGGUCCCCUUGGAGUUUACAUCACUUGUUUUUCAGUUCUCAGUUUUUCAUUCCUUUCUUCCAAAAUCCAGCCUAGGCUCCAGUGUAGGGACAGUAACUUGGACAGAAUCUCAAGUUCCUGAGCUGCAGGUGAAGGCCUUCGUCAUACUACUAAGUCUCGAUGAGUUUGCUCAUUAACCGGUGGCUUCCAGAGUGAGCCCUGGACACCCACAGCAGAUGCCCUUCUCAUCUGACCCUUGCCCUGCAAGAGAAGCCACAUUUUAGGGAGAAAGGGGAGAGUUGCAUGUCUGGUUGCGUGGACAGAGGCGAUCUUGCCUACCUUUGUGACCUCGUUAGUAAACGGGUCUUUUAGGCUUUGAGUUCUAGUGAUGGAGGAGAAAUUCUUCUGCCUUCACAACUUCCACAUUCACUAACUUCAGUGGCGACCCAUUACCCACUAACCCACUGACAGGGGGAAUGCCAGAGAUGUGCUUUGAAAGGGUGAGUUAGGUUGAGGUCCCUCCACGUUUGGACCUGCACAUACAGUGUCCAGAGCCGACGCGUGUCAGGGUCAGGAGACCGGGCAGGCAAGGUCGUACGAUGAAUGCCCCACGGCAAUGGAAAGUGGGCGGCUCUGGGGGUGUGCUGUGUCACCUUGGCAUGCGUGUCCCUGGCCGCCUCACCCCCCACCUCAGAGACAGACAGGGGCCUCCUUCCGUGCACCAUGUCCGAGCCUGCCCUCCCAGACACCGUGUGAUUAAGUGCUGGCCGUGGCGGGAAACCCUCCAGCCACUGUCUGUCGUCCAGGUCCCUUAGUAUCCAGUUUCGCUAUCCUGCAUAAUUUAAGCAUUAGAGCUAAAUGCAUCUGUCAUUUCCCUUUCUCUGGAGACAUGGAAAGUCCAGACCUUUCCCGAGGCGGAGAGAAGAAAUGUUAUGUAACUGCCGGCCGAGGCUGGAACUGUCCAGACACGGGGCUGACCUGGAGGCUGUUCCUCCCGCACUUGUCACCAGUCCCGGGUCACCGGUCCAGGACUGAGCCCUGGCUGCACGCCCUGGCGGAGGAGACGGGAAACCGGUUUAGUUUUCAGUGUCAGACAGAAAUUGGGCAGUGGGGACAGGUUUCAUGAACCUCCUUUCUCCUCACACCUCAGCAGGUAGAUGAGGUCAUCCCGGGAGGCCCUGGAACUCAGCCCAGCAGUGUCCCAGCCUUCACACCGGCCCCUCUGCGCUCGUGACGGUUCAGAAACAAACCAUCACUGGUCUGAGGACUGAGGGCAGGAUCAGACACGUGGCCUUUCCGAGGGAACCCCCAGUCUCACCACAGGCAUCGUGCCCUCCAAACUUCUGUCUGCGGUCUCUUCCUCCUCCCUCCCUCCUGCAGGAGGCCAGUGCGGGCGGGAGAGGGCAGGGGAGGCGGCGGUCAGCCAGGAACUCCACUCGGCCUCUUCCCUAACCUCUCAUCUCAGACAGGAGCUGGCAGCGGCCAGGGCAGUGGGCCGGGGUGGCGCCUGGCACAGGACAGACACCUGCGCCGGCCACUGUGCUCUGAUAGUCUGAACUUAUGUGUGUUCAGUGCAGAAUGUUGACCGUAACUUAAUGUACUGCGAACUUGUAAGACUUCCGCCAUGUAAAGAAUGUAUGUAAAUUAAAGUUUUAUGUAACAAAAGUUUUUACUUUUUUGCAAUUAAAAGUGUGUAUGUUGGUUGAUAA